Messenger RNA from Scatophagus argus, 3045 nucleotides. RefSeq names its product SUMO-conjugating enzyme UBC9-like. NCBI's taxonomy places the organism in Eukaryota, Metazoa, Chordata, Actinopteri, Scatophagidae. Gene Ontology annotation, molecular function: SUMO conjugating enzyme activity. Gene Ontology annotation, biological process: protein sumoylation. The transcript is spliced from 7 exons. Gene Ontology annotation, cellular component: nucleus. The record is from RefSeq and is a predicted model, not a curated record. Bases 348 to 824 code for a protein of 158 amino acids.
ACGAAAUAAACAAAUUGGGGUCCUUUCUUGCUAGCUGUCGAAACGGUGUUACGAGUCACAUUGUUUUACUCAACUGUGGUAAAUUGUCAAAAAUAACACCAGUAUAUAUCGAUAAGAGUGCUUGAGGAAUGUUUAUAAAAGUGAAGUUUUAUCCAGUUUGGUCAUUUAAGCCCUAAUUGGCCCAGUAGUUUUGGUUUUGAACGUCGAAAGGGUGUGUUAUUUCUGUCGCCAUCAAAACAGCAGUAACGUUAGCUUUAGCGAAGCAGUCAAGCUAACAUUAGUCUUCAGACCCGAAUAAUUCUGAUAUCCCUCCACAUAGACCAAGAGGGAGGCGUUGAUGAGCAACAAUGUCUGGCAUCGCUCUUAGCAGACUGUCCCAGGAGCGCAAAGCCUGGAGAAAAGACCACCCAUUUGGUUUUGUUGCUGUUCCCACUAAGAAUCCUGAUGGAACAAUGAAUCUGAUGAACUGGGAGUGUGCCAUUCCAGGGAAGAAAGGAACCUUGUGGGAGGGAGGACUCUACAAACUCAGAAUGCUGUUCAAAGAUGACUACCCCUCCUCACCACCCAAAUGCAAGUUUGAGCCACCAAUAUUCCACCCAAAUGUCUACCCAUCUGGCACCGUAUGUCUGUCGAUCCUGGAGGAGGACAAAGACUGGAGGCCUGCCAUCACCAUCAAACAGAUCCUGUUGGGCAUCCAGGAGCUCCUGAACGAGCCUAACAUUCAAGACCCAGCACAAGCAGAGGCUUACACAAUUUACUGUCAGAACAGGAUGGACUAUGAGAAGCGGGUAAGGGCACAGGCCAAGAAGUUUGCCCCCACAUAGAGAGGAGAGCUGGCCUCUAUCCCGCCUGAGCAGCCUGAACUGAUGGAGGUUAGAAGCAGAAGGCAGGCAGCACCUGAAGGACCACUCCAAUAAGAAUCCAGUAAUGAGUAUUAUUAUACUACUACACAGGUGAAAUGAGAGCCUGUUUUUCUUUUCUUUCUUUUUCUAAACAACAAAAAUUCAAUAAGAUCAUAAUUUUGCCUGUCUUCAAGACAUGUGUGCAUUUUUAUGCAUAGCUGAUGAUCCUAGAACUCUGCUGUCAACACAACCUUUGCUAUUUAUAACUCUUGUAUAAUCCACUGUUUUGUCAUGAGUGCUGCUAAGCUCACUCAUGCCUCCAUUAAUACUGUAAGUCAUGCUAAUGUGCCGACAGAGCUGUAGAAAAUAAGACCUCAUGUCCAAACCACUCUCUUUGUAAUGUUCAGUCGCUUGUGGCAGAGGAGGAGAUUUUGCUUUUUCUUAACCCUCCAUUUUUUUUAAUCAAACCCCACAAGUAUUGUAGAUAGUGUUUCCUGUAUGUGGGCGUGACCAGGGACAAAGCAGUCAGACAUACAAUGGAAUUUAAUCCUCGCGUUGUGCUCCUGAUCCCACGUUUUGUUCCUGUUACAUAUCCGUCACAGCUGAGUUUCCAGAAAAGCGUCAAAAUAAUACAGUCCACUUGUCAAAUUCGGGUAAAAGACAAUCUUGGCACUUGUGUAUUGGUCGUAAGCUAAACCCUGGCAUUUAAGUAGGAAGGAAGGGAAGGGGAGAGUUACAGUUAGAAAAUCAGGCAAAAGGGUUGGGGCUUUGCUCCCCACCAAUGAGCUUAAAUCAUCCUUUAUUGCAGUGGAAAUAAUAUAACCUAAGUGUUAAGAUUCUUUUUGUGAAUCCAACUGGGAGUGACAAUAUUUGUUAGUGGCAGUGAUGAGUUUGAUGCACAUUCAACACCAGCAUGUAAUCUGUUUCUCAAAAUGUUAUAGUAUGAGUUAAAAGAGAAGUUUCGUAGUGAAAGUGACAAAAGCUGUCGCUGUUUGUACGUUUUGGCUCUCGAACGGUUCAAAGUAGCAUAUCAUCACUCUGAGACAUCUUGUCCAACAGUGCUUACAGAAUGAAUACAGACAUGUGUAAAUCAAAUAGCUGUAAAAUCUGGCAAACAAAAGCUGAAGGAUCCUCAUUGGAAUGGCCUCUCUACCAGCAAAGUGCUUUUGAGAGUGAGCGAAGGCCUGAGAUUUUUUUUGCCUCUGAAUAUAUGAGUGCAUGUACAUAAUAUAAAUAAUGAAAUAUUGUGGAAGUUAUGUUUUAUAUUGUUUUAGCCAGUUGACAUUUGUGUGUGGUAUUAAAACAAAGAACACAAUAAAUGGCAUAAACUUGUGAAAUAAAGUUGAAAAAAAGAACAAAAUAAUUUUCUGUGCAUCUCUUUUUAACGUAACUCUAAUUUUAAUGGGAAAUGUCCAGUGUUGACGUUACAGGUUGGUGGAGGUGAGGAUACGUCCUUGAGACCUCACCCAGGAUGAAAUAAAGUUUUGAGUUUGGGAGGGUUGUGGGAAAGCUGUGAAAUAACUGUUAGCAUUUUAAAUGCUGUUAUGAAUGUUAAAAAACUUUCCUGAUCCUCCCGAUCGCACACCUUUUUGGAGCAGGGUUCUGCUCUAGCAGUCAGCCACACAAAAUAAAAAUAUGUCAGACAAAUAAACAAGCUAAAGUUUAUCACCAAGUGGUGAAUUGGUCUGUUUUGUCUCUGUCAUAAAUGGCACGGUUUCUCUUUCUCCCUCUUUCUGAGUUAAAUGCUGUAUGGCCUAUCAGUUUCAUUUUUAGUUUUUGAAUGUGUGCUGUGUAACUGUGAGCCGACUGCUUGGUGCUGAGCAGCUCGGGCACAGUGGGAUUGUAAAGCUUUUUGUCUGAAAACAUUUCCACAAAGAGCUGAAACUCGCUGCAAAACUGAGGGGAGCUGCAGAUUCAAGUGAACAUUCUGUCAUCAGUUUGAGCGACUGCUUUCAUGUGUUACUUUUACUUCGUUCAGAUUUUUACUUAAUGUGCGACCGGCUCUAAAGUGUGUACUGACUUGUGUGCUUUUGCAAACCCUCUGCAGUUUGGUUUUCACUUUCACAGGAUAUCAAAAGUAGUCAUUUUCACAGGUGACCUUAAAGUGUGCUUCUGAAGAGAUUGAGAUUUCAGCCUGAAUGUUAUCUGGCAAAUCAUUCCUUUUCAAUGUUUCCUGCUGUUGUCAUUAAAGUAAUUGUGCAUG